Messenger RNA from Macrosteles quadrilineatus (aster leafhopper), 2034 nucleotides. RefSeq names its product zinc finger protein OZF-like. The record is from RefSeq and is a predicted model, not a curated record. NCBI's taxonomy places the organism in Eukaryota, Metazoa, Arthropoda, Insecta, Hemiptera, Cicadellidae. The coding region runs from base 1 to 1617 and encodes 538 amino acids. The transcript is spliced from 8 exons.
AUGGUGUUAAGGAGUGAUUGCACAAGCAACUGCAGUUCUUCUUCUAAAGAGGUCCUUUCAAUCAAAACAGAACCCAUUGAUGAUUAUGAAGAAUGUGCCGAAGAAGACAGUGAUUUUCCUCUUGACGUUCAGAUAUCUGAACCAGAAGAAAACAGUGGUGAGAAUGAAAAAAGUGACAUAGAAUGUGAAGAAUUGUCAGGACUACCGGUUAAAACUGAACUUAUUGAAUGUAAAGAAGAAUGCCAAGCUCUUGAUGACGAGAACAACACUAAUCCAUUCAUUAAGGCGGAACCUCUUGAAGAGGGGUAUGAAGAUCGCGUAAAUGAUUUCAUUCAAAUUGUUACCAAAGAAAAACUUCCAGUUCAAAUUUUUACCAGUGAUGAUACAGUCACAAAUUGUUCUGAAGAAAAUGAAGCUGAAAGUGGUCAUUUUCUGUCUCAGAUUAAACCAAAGCGACUCCGCGGUGGGAUGCUGCAAUGUGCCAAGUGUUUGGCCAAGUUCAAGUACAAAAGUACGUACGAUUACCACGUCAAGUCCGCCUGCGGUACUAAGAUGAUCGCCCGUGACCAUCUGGUGAAAAAGUCUGGGAAGAAGAACCAGUUUGAUUGCAACGUUUGUCAUAAGAGACUGUCAAGUAGGACUAGCCUCAUGGUUCACAUGCGUAUACACACAGGGGAGAGACCAUUUGCUUGUGACAUCUGCAGUCGCUCGUUCUACCAGAAAGCGCAUCUCAAAGAUCACAUAAAUAGCCAUUUGUCCGGCAAACCUAUGAGUCCACUCUACUACACGUGCGCAGAAUGCGGGAACGUCUACCCUACAAAAUCUCAGCUUACUUCACACAUGAACGUUCACUUUGGCGACAGGGUGUUCGGGUGUAACGUAUGUCACAAACGCUUCCGCACACGGUCGAACCUGAGCAACCACAAAAUGAUUCAUUCGGGGAGAAAGCCGCACUGCUGUACCGUUUGUGGUAAAGAUUUCCUGCGUAAACCCAGUCUGGACGACCACAUGAGGAUACACACCCAGGAGAAACCCUUCGAAUGUGAGAUCUGCGGGAAACGGUUCGCCGAGAAGACGCGGAGAAAUACACACGUCAAACGACACACUGGGGAAUUGACACAAGUUUGUCCGACGUGCGGGAAAAAGUUUGCUGGCUCUUACGAUCUGAGAGUUCACCAGAGAAUGCACACUGGGGAGAAGCCAUUUUCCUGUAACAUCUGUGGCCGAAUGUUCAACCGCAAGUCCAUCAUGGAGACUCACAUGACAAUACACACUGGACGGAAGGACUUUGUGUGUACGGAGUGUGGAGAAGCGUUCAACCGAAAGUCCAAGCUGGACAUUCACCUGACGACUCACACGGGCGAGAAGUUCUUCUGUGAGAUUUGCCACAGAGUGUUCAAGUGUAAAGCGUAUCUCGUCCCACACAUUCGGACACACUUCGGCAUCAGCCGUAUGAGAGGGAAGACCUGCAAAUGUCUGCUGUGUCGACAGGAGUUCCCCAAUCACCAGCUGUUGCAAGAUCAUCUGGCCAAGACACACCCCACAUUGUUUCAACCCCCCUCCCCUGCCUCAGCCCCUCCUCCAAUCACGUUUGUCAAGGUAGAGUCCGAUCAGUAAUGUUUUUUACGCUAAAGGUGUGUUAGGUAUUGAGUAUCUGAAUGUGCUUUUACACUGGACAAUGAGUGAAGGGAAUUUCGUUAACUUUUGUGACAAGUUUUAGUAUUAUCAAUCAACAAUAACAUGAUUAUUUAAAAGAAUCAAAGCACAAUCCAAUCAAAUAAAUAUAAUCAAGUUUUAAAGCUGGCUGAUAAGAUGAGAUGUAUGUUUACUAUUUGAUCAGAAAUUUGCUAGUUCAGUCCUCUUUUGAGUUGACCUUUUUGAUGCUUUUUAAAACUGGUAUCAGCUGUUGUUAUUGGGUUAUAGGUUAAUUUGACUGUUAAAAAACAGCUGGUCUUAUUAAACUUAAAGCUACACUAGAUAUUUAUCUCCGUCUACACUAAUCAUUGUACUAAACAACAUCAAACUUUAGGCAAC